UCUAAAAAAGGGAAAAUGACACUAGAGAGAAUUCUGUCGAUAAGUGUUGUCCUUGGAUUUAAACGCACUAUGAUUUGAAGCUAACGAUGAUUUUUUUCCCCCCUCCCUGCUUUUUCGAUUUUUGUGUGCAACUGGACAUUUAUUUGCGGAUGGCCUGGGUAUAACUGUUUUGCUGGCAAUUUCGAUGACCUUUUGUUUUCCUCUGGUAUAAAUUGGUUUGUAUGAUGGUGACACGAAGAAGGUUGCAUAGCCGCUAACUAGUGACCAGUACUGCAGUGAGUUUCAGAUAUACUGGGUGCCGGCCAGCUACCGCAGGUCUAGGCUUUGGUUGCGAAUGUGAAGCGGAUCUCUCCUGGUACCAUGGUAGAAUUAACAUCUUUAACUUCUUACUGGCCUCUCGCGCGAUUCCUGCUUCCGCUCGCUAUAACCAAUAUAGCCAUCGAUUUUGGAGAACAGGCCCUGAACAGAGGCAUCACCUCAGUAAAGGAGGACCGUGUGCAGAUGCUAGCCAGCUAUGGGCUGGCCUACUCCCUUAUGAAGUUCUUCACUGGACCCAUGGGCGACUUUAAGAGUGUUGGCUUGGUGCUUGUACACAGCAAGAGAGACAGGAGCAAGGCUGUUUUCUGCAUGGCUGUGGCUGGUACCAUAGCCAUGAUUCUCCAUAUUCUCAUAGCUUACACAGACCUGGGAUAUUAUAUCAUCAACAAGCUCCACCAAGUGGAUGAAUCCGUUGGCAACAAAACACGAAGAGCCUUCCUGUACCUUGCAUUGUUUCCCUUACUGGAUGCAAUGGCCUGGAUUCACGCCGGCAUCCUGCUGAAGCAUAAACACAGCCUUCUGGUGGGCUCUGCCUCCAUCUCAGACGUCGUGACGCAGAUUGUGUUCGUGGCGGUCCUGCUCCACAGUAAGCUGGAGUGCGUCGAACCCUUGCUCAUUCCCAUUCUGUCCCUGUACAUGGGCGCACUGGUGCGCUUCACCAUGGUGGGACUGGGCUACUACUGCAGCGUCCACGACAGUAUCCCCGAAUCCAGCCACCUGGAGAUGGGGGGGGACACCACCAUCAGGAAGAUGCUGAGCUUCUGGUGGCCAUUGGCGCUCAUUCUGGCCACGCAACGCAUCAGCAGGCCCAUCGUCAACCUGUUCGUGUCCCGAGAUCUCAAAGGCAGCACCAUGUCCUCAGAGGCUGUGGCGGUGCUCACUGCCACUUACCCUGUGGGCCACAUGCCCUAUGGCUGGCUGACUGAACUACGGGCCAUCUUUCCUGCCUUUGACAAGAAUAACCCCACCAACAAAUUAGCUGGUGGUAUUCCAGUUACCAAAUCUCAUAUCAAGAGGUUCACUUUCACCUGCUUUGCCCUCUCCUUAAUGCUGUGCUUCAUCAUCUUCUGGACUCCUGGAGUGUCCGAGCGUAUCCUGGUAGACGUGAUCGGGGUGGAUGCUCCUUUCGCACAACUAUGCAUCGCUCCCCUCUGCAUCUUCUCCUUCUUCCCUGUGCCAGUGACCAUCCGUGCCCAUCUGACCGGCUGGCUGAUGACUCUGAAGAAGACGUUUGUGCUCGCCCCGAGUUCCGUCCUUCGAAUCGCCGUCCUCCUCACUAGUCUCAUAGUACUUCCCUACUUGGGGGUGCAUGGUGCUACACUGGGAGUGGGAUCCUUAUUGGCUGGCUUCUUGGGAGAAGCCAUGAUGGUAGCGGUGGGUGCCUCCUAUGUGUACCGGCAACAGUGGCAAAGUUCAGACACCGAGCCGGUGGUACAGGAAGAGCAGGGCGAAGACACUACCCCAAUGAGUGAGGUCACUUCCAGGAGGCAAUUAGAUGCCAUCCAAGAGAUCACAGAGGAAGAAGAGGAGGAACAGGGAGAAGAUUGAGUGAUUCGAAGGAUGAAAAUGGGGGGGAUGAGUAGUGGAACGUUAACCUGGGUUGGAGAGGAUGAAGUGGUCAAAUUUCUUGUUGGGUUUUUGGACUAUUAUCUAAAACAGCCAUGUUAACAUCUGUCUCUUGGAAUUUCUCCCACUCUUGAAGCAAAGCUAAUAGGCCACUGCAGCUUUGACACACAUCUCCAGAGGCACCUGGUCAAAGCCUGAAUGCACGUAUAUGCUACAGCACUUUCUGCACUAAUGGAGUCUUUUUGCACUGAGGUUCUGACAAGACUCUAGGCACAGUGGUCAGUGACCAAAGCCAUGGCCAAAACAGCAGUGUGGCCAAUUUAGAAGUGGCUGGAGGGUGUUCAAGCGCUCUCUCUCUCUCUCCAAUACCAAUAAUUGACAAAAGGUAGCUGCAGAAGGAGAUGAUGCCCCAAAAAACGUCACCAGCAGAUUCAACAAGGAGGGUUUAUUUGUGAUGGUCACAGAACUGCUGCUGAACUGAUUGGCUAUUCUUGUUUGGUAUUAAAUGCACAAUGGCUGUUAACGCACAACAGUUAAUCGAUCUAUAUCCAUGUAUAUAGUUUAUUUGGAUUCUAGUUUAAGCAGAUUAUACAUGUAUAUAUUUUAAAAAAAAAUUUAUUUUAUAAAUGAGGUAAAUUUUGAGCAUUUUGUUUUUUCUGG
Electrophorus electricus (electric eel) is the source of this 2544-nucleotide messenger RNA. It is a transcript of the gene ankha, whose product is annotated as ANKH inorganic pyrophosphate transport regulator a. Lineage: Eukaryota; Metazoa; Chordata; Actinopteri; Gymnotiformes; Gymnotidae. Gene Ontology annotation, cellular component: plasma membrane. The record is from RefSeq and is a predicted model, not a curated record. Gene Ontology annotation, molecular function: phosphate transmembrane transporter activity. Gene Ontology annotation, biological process: phosphate ion transmembrane transport.